Molecule: messenger RNA, 3108 nt
Organism: Punica granatum (pomegranate)
Lineage: Eukaryota; Viridiplantae; Streptophyta; Magnoliopsida; Myrtales; Lythraceae
Source: RefSeq, a predicted model, not a curated record
AUGAAAAUUAUGACUCGCAGUACAGCACAGACCCAUUUGCAAGGGAUACUUUCUUGCCGUUUAAGACCAACACUGCCACUUACUAGCAUUACGACUUGUUAGAUGCGCCUGCAGGGCAUGGAAAUCUACCAUUGGAGAGGAAUGGUGUCACGGUAUUGGUAAGAUCCGCGUUGUCGUCAAGUCCCAAUUUAACUUACUUGACUCACCACUGCAGUGCAUCAGCAUCGGUGUUUUAGACGAAUCUAAUGGCUUGGACGCACUUACUUUCCAAUCUCUGCCCCGGGGCUAGGUCAGGAGUCAUUGGCAAAAGCAUGCCUUUUCCAGAUAUGAAAAUGACUAUGGAUCUUAGACUAGAGCAGAUCCAACUUUGAGCGGAUGCCAAGUUUCAUUGAUACCUUAGAGCACAUCAGAUAUCCCAGUCUAUGGCUUCAAUGAUGUCACUUGUGAGAGCCUUGGAAAAUUACUAGAUAUAUAUCGAAGCUAACUAGCCUCUGGAUGCUGUCAGGAUCCACAAAGUAGAAGAGCCUGAAGAAGAGUGGAAAGGAAGGCUGAAGUCUCUGAGAUGUUUGCGCCUUUCUUUGAAGGAGUGGAGAGGUUGAGCCUUACUGCCCUAAGAAGAACCUCGGUUAUUCACCGGCACGCGAGUCUAAGAUCCAUCUGAAUCAGUAGAUUUAGAUGUCCAACUUCACAGCUCUAGUUCUUUCCCACGAUCUAAAUCAUCCCGUUAUUCCUCAAACAAUUGAUAAUUGGCGGUUAGCUUGUACUAAAGCUUCCUCUAAUAUCAAUGUGGACCUUAUCUCAGCAAUUGCUAUUACUGCAUACCAUGAUGUCUAUACAUAGCUGUCUUGUUACCAUUAAUUGGCCACUACUGAUGAUUAGCCGGCAUUUCGAUAUUCCUGAUGUUCACUUUGUGGAAGGAACUGAGUUCUCUGUAAUUUUUUUUUUUUGGUUUAUGUUUUGUUUUGUUUUUAUCUGCUUCUGUUGAGUUUCCAAUGUGAACUAGUCCAAUUGAAGCUUGGCUCUCCUCACCAUUUGCUACUGCGGUCUUUAACAUCAAUUGACUCUCUCAGGGGUUGAUCCAACUGCGCGCGCCAAAAAGCGAUCAGUGUCUAAGUUCUUUGCAGGAAAAGAUGGAUGAUCGGCUACACGGCGCUGCUGAAAGAGGAGAUAUUGAAAUGUUGUAUAUAUUACUUCGAGAAAAUCCUCACAUUUUGGAUCCGAUAGAUAUGGUACCGUUCGUGGAUACCCCUCUCCAUAUAGCUGCUUCAUCCGGUGACCAUAAGAGGGCCUACUCAUCCCAUGGGAGGGCUGAGUUCAUCGUGGAGAUGGCCGUCCUAAAGCCAUCGUUUGCCAGGAAGCUGAAUCCUGAGGGUCACACGCCAAUGCACUUGGCCUUGCUAAAUGGGCAUUGGAAGACAGUGAGGGCACUGAUGACACUUGAUGCUGAGCUGAUUCGAGUCAGAGGCAGGGGCGGUAAGACUCCUCUACAUGUUGCUGCUGAAGUUGCUCCUACCGAGCUGCUGGCCGAACUCCUGUAUGUUUGCCCUACAUCAGUUGAAGAUGUGACAGCGCAAUGGCAGACUGCCGUGCACAUUGCCGUGGAAGCAAAAAAUUUCGAGUCGUUUGCAGUUCUUCUUGGAUGGCUGUUUAGAGUUGAAAGGGAAAACUUGCUGAAUUGGAAGGAUAUGGAUGGUAACACCACAUUGCAUAUUGCAACACGAACAAAUCAGAUUCAGGUGGUGAAGAGGCUCGUGAAGCAUAUCAACGAUGACAUCAAGAACUUCAUUGGGGAGACAGCGCUAGCCAUCCAUGAAAAGGACAACGGGCUACAUCGUAGUGAAGAAAUUGGGAGGCUUCUACGAGAAGCAAAGAUGGGACAUUUUGUAUUUCCUCUGUAUCGGAAGGGAUGGUAUCUGACAGGAAAAUUUAGACUCGGGGAGUACCUUAGGCAUGAACUCCCUGAGCUCGAACUGUGGAAGAGAAGAAUCAAGCGUACCUUCGGCAACACAGCAAUAGGAAAUGCAAGAUCCAGGGAAGUGAUUGUAGUGAUAGCUAUAUUAGUAGCCACAGCCACGUAUCAAGGCAUUCUAAACCCACCGGGGGGAUUCUGGCAGGACUCCGGUACUACUGAUAUGGUGGUGAAUAUAAGUAGUAACACUGCAGAGCACUCGGCCGGACAGAUGGUCAUGAAUGGUGCAUCGCUUUCUAAUUAUAUCUUGUUAAACAGCAUUGCCUUUGCGGUCUCUGUAUGCCUGAUCAUUGCCUGCAUGCCGGCAGAUAUUCUAUUCGGCACAUACCUUAUGAUAACCAUGACUCUACUUCUGUACACCUAUCAAUAUGCAUUAAGUAGCAUCCUCCCCCCGGAACACAGCCAAAUGGAACUUAGGGUAGAGAUUUAUAUAGUAUACGCUAGCAUCGUUGCAGCGGCGAUUGUCAUCUUCCGGAUCUUGAGUUCUCAGAAUUCAUUUGCCGUUCUUAAGCUGGACACAGCAGAGAGAGGACAUCGAGGGCAGCUUGUGGGAUCCGAUGAGGAUGAGAACAGAAGAAGCAAUCAGCAUGGCAGCUGAAUUCGAACUGCUCAUCCUGAAGGCGUGACAUCUCAGGCACCUGAAGAUCCAUAACUUCAUUCUUGUCCCAAAACAGCUUGAUCCAUAAAGGUCCUGGAAUGAUCUCUGGGUACAUCAGGGCACGUGGCUGAUGAGUAGUUGUCAUCAAGCUUAACCCGAAGUUCCACCAGUUUCCAGUACAGUUGUUUAUUUGUUUCCUUUACUUUUGAGAAGUUGCUAUAAUAAUUGGCUGAUGAACUGUAUGGGAGUGACGCUCUCCGUGAUUACCUCAUAAGCGAAAUUCCGCACAAUGUCUGUUUGUUAGGAUACUAGUGUAAGUUCAUAUGCGUUGGCCCCCUAACUCAAGUUGUAAAUUCCUGAGUUAAGCUUGCGAUCCCUUGGAGCACAUCAUAUAUCUCUCUCUGUCUGAAAAUUGCAGAAUCAAGAAACCCCCAAUCUCGAUUUGCAAUUUGCAAAGACCACAAGUUCUAUGGCUCGACAACAUCAGCUCCGUCGUGUUAAAUCGGGCCUACAAGUAUUUUAAGUUUUCUUUCUCGUCGAC